Molecule: messenger RNA, 891 nt
Organism: Linum tenue
Lineage: Eukaryota; Viridiplantae; Streptophyta; Magnoliopsida; Malpighiales; Linaceae
Source: the annotation of a GenBank genome assembly
AUGAAGAAUGGUUGUUUUCUUGUCCGAUUCAAGCAUAAGCUGGAUUAUGAAUAUGCUACAUCGUCCGGGCCAUGGCUGCUAGGAGAUACUUAUCUGACGGUGCAGCAAUGGUAUAAGGGUUUUAAUUCCUGGAAGUCUAAGGUGAAAUCUACUAUGAUUUGGGUUCAGCUGCCGGAGUUACCGGUGGAGUUCUAUAAUGAGGUAGCAGUUCUACUGAUAGCUGAAAAGAUUGGUAGACCAGUUAGAGUGGACCAAGCAACAAUUUUGGGUGCCCGAGCAAAGUAUGGUCGGGUUUGUGUAGAGGUGGAUUUAACCAAGCCGCUCCUUGGUUCGUAUAAGAUUGAAGGAGUCACUUAUUUCAUAGGUUAUGAGGGGUUGUCCAAUCUGUGCAUUGACUGCGGCAGCUACGGAGCAACCACUAAGAAAUGUCAUUGCAAGUUCCCGAUGCCAGAGACCCAAGAAGAGCCGGAGGUGGUAGGUUCUGAGGAUGACGAGAUGGUUGAAAAAGAGCCAGUGAAAACUCAUGGUGAGUGGAUGAUGGUCCCUCGGCGUCCGAAUCGACCACAGCGCCGAAACCAGAGUUCCUAUAAUGGCCCAAAAAGGGAUGCUACAGGGAACCGAUAUGCCUCCCUUGCUGGAGAGGAGUUGUCGAAGGAGGAGAAAAGCGAGCCACACAUACAGACUAAAAAACAAGCUGUGGAACAAAAGAAAGCGAAUAAAGGGAAACCAAUAGAAGAAAAGCCUCACAAAGAAUCAGGUCCACAACACACAAAACAAGGGUCUGCUCAAUCGGUUGCGAGCAUGGAUAGGGAGAGCCCUCAAGGUACUCCACAGCAGAGCAAAGGGAUGAGAGAUACAUCCUUGGGCAACGCUAAGCCAAAAAACAAUUAG